AUUCGAACCCCACGAUUUUGGUGGAGGAGAAAGAGGGAUGAUGAAGCGCGAGGAGAAGCCGCAUUGGCGAAGCCACAAGCAGCCAUUGCAGCGCUCGCCCCGAGCUCGUCAGGAAAUCGGCGCCAGCGCUAGCGCCAGCGGCAGGGAGACCUGGCUGACGAUUGCGCUCAAAAUCUCCUACUUCUUGCCGGGGCUCAUACUGGGAUUCACGCUGGGAUUGUGGACAGAGCUUCCAAAGAAUGCCGGCAAGGCUCUUUUUACCCCUGCUGCUCCUCGGUCUGGUAGCAAGGCUAGAAGAGGCAAUGCUGCUGCGUCUGGAUCGUCCAGCUCUAGCGGUAGCAGCGUUAUCAACUCGGAUCAAACUGGCGAGCUCAAAAUGGUGCUUGUUGUGCGAAUGGAUUUGAAGAUGGGAGGAGGAAAGAUUGCCUCUCAGUGUGCUCAUGCAGCAGUGGGCAUAUACAGCGAUCUCAUGCAAAGCAAUCGAUCGCUGCUGAGCAAGUGGGAAUCUUGCGGCCAACCCAAGAUUGUUGUCAGCUGCAAGCACGAACCAGAAAUGUGA
Molecule: messenger RNA, 559 nt
Organism: Selaginella moellendorffii
Lineage: Eukaryota; Viridiplantae; Streptophyta; Lycopodiopsida; Selaginellales; Selaginellaceae
Product: probable peptidyl-tRNA hydrolase 2
Exons: 5
Coding region: 38-559 (173 amino acids)
Cellular component (GO): cytosol; mitochondrion
Molecular function (GO): peptidyl-tRNA hydrolase activity
Source: RefSeq, a predicted model, not a curated record